Molecule: messenger RNA, 594 nt
Organism: Botrytis byssoidea
Lineage: Eukaryota; Fungi; Ascomycota; Leotiomycetes; Helotiales; Sclerotiniaceae
Exons: 1
Coding region: 1-594 (197 amino acids)
Source: RefSeq, a predicted model, not a curated record
AUGCCACCACGUUCCUCCAAAUCUACCGACGAUUUCCUGCUUUCUCCCGGUCAAUUGACCCGUCCUCCACCAUCUCAAUAUUAUACCUAUCGCAUUCAACGAGGCGAACAGGGAGUUCUAACAUAUGAGCCUUACAAAUCCUAUCUCCUACCUCUUUGGCGAUUCCGAACUCCCUCGAUUGCAGAAAAGUCAUCGAACGCCUUAUAUGGAGAAUUUUUACGUUUUUAUAAGGAAGAUGAUUUUGUAGGUAUGGAUAUGAGUAGAAAAUUUAUACAAAUGGGUAUGACGCGAUCGAAACGUUAUGCGAAUCAUAAAGGGGGACGAAAAUACGAUAUUGGAAAAGAUGGGGUAAAAGUGGAAAUACAAAAGAGUCAAGGGCACAAAGGACAGGAAGACAAACUGAUCGCUAGUGGCAUAUUUAAAGAAAUGUGGGAAAGGUGCCGGGGGCAUGAAGGAUACAAAGUUUUGAAGGAAAAGUUUCAAAAGGAGUUGAAGGAUCGGAUAAGUGUCCACGGAGAGAAGACACGGAAUGAUGAAGAGAGUUUGGAAGUAAAGGGGCAGGAAGAAAGUGGAGAAGCAAAAUAUAUAAAAUAA